Messenger RNA from Rhea pennata, 1850 nucleotides. RefSeq names its product CD164 molecule (gene CD164). The transcript has 4 exons. NCBI's taxonomy places the organism in Eukaryota, Metazoa, Chordata, Aves, Rheiformes, Rheidae. Gene Ontology annotation, cellular component: cytoplasmic vesicle. The record is from RefSeq and is a predicted model, not a curated record. Bases 98 to 625 code for a protein of 175 amino acids.
GGGCAGCGCGGCGGGUGCGCGCAGCGCGGCGGGAGCGGAGCGGAGGGACGCGCCGACGGAGCGGCAGCCGCCACACACCUGCCCCAGCGCCGCCGCCAUGGGCCGGAUGCCCGCGCUCCCGGUGACCGCUCUCUGCCUGGCCGCGCUCUGCGGCUCGGCCGCGGCGAUGAUGGCGACGGCGGCGGCGACGGGGCGAGCGCCGAGCGGCUGGGCGAGCGCCCCCCCCUCGACCGUUGUUCCAACAAUUGAUCCCUCUACCAAUGCUACUACAGCCUCAGCCUCUACCAAUGCUACUACAGCCUCAGCCUCUACCAAUGCUACUACAGCCUCUACCAAUGCUACUACAGCCUCUACCAACGCUACUACGGCUCAUACUACUAUAGCUAACAUCACUAAUGCAACUGCACAUACUCCUCUACAUACAACUGCCAGUUCUUCAGUCACCAAAACAACCAGUAUACCAGGUACAAAUGCUACUGUGACUCCUGCACCUUCUCCACGCAAAUCUACAUUUGAUGCUGCCAGUUUCAUAGGUGGAAUUGUCCUUGUGCUGGGUCUGCAGGCUGUAAUUUUCUUUCUGUACAAAUUCUGCAAGUCGAAAGACCGAAACUAUCACACUCUUUAGGACCUGCCACUUUAUAAUGGACUGGUAGCCCAACACCUGUAGUUCACUGAACCAAAAUAUCUUCUGUUGCUCAUGGAAGACAGCAGUUCAUAAUAUCAUUUAAAUCUCUAAAAGAAGACUUUAAGAGAAUAUUUUUGCAACAUUAUACUUGGCAAGAGGUGAUAUGAAUCUCCAACAGGAUUACUUGCAAUAUGCUGCAUGGGUUCUAAUGGCUGUCUAAUUUUUCUUUUGUGGCUGCUGCUGUGGGACUCUUUCAAUAUGCCAAAUGUAGACAUUCACAGAUUUUUAUGUUCAGUGGUAACACUGUCUUGAGUAGACAAUCUCAUGGUGACUUAUUGUGAAGGCUAAUUUAAUCAACCUUUGAGGCAGUAUCCCUUCAGUUUUAUUAAGAUGUGAAUUAUUGGUGACUGACUUCAGGGAGCAAGAUACCAUUUUUACUAGCCUGUGGCCCUUAUAGCAUGCUGCUAGACAGAUGAACAGAAUUUGUAGAAGUAGAUAAUGUCUUAAUGAAAUAAAAUAACCUCUUUUUUUAACACAAGAAUAAAGGUUGCUUGAUAUAAUACUUAUUCCAAACUAAAAUCUUGUGCCCUUUCCAAUUAAUGUUGAGGGUGGAGAGGGGAUGUGUAGGUAAUCUUCAUAAAAGGGAAAUGAAGAUUAGUGCCUUAAAAGACUAAAAAUUAGUGGGUUACAAAAGUGUCCCUCUUAUCUCAAAGGUAAACAAAACCUGUUAGGUACUAGCUUUGUAUAGGAGAAUGGAAUAUGAGUGACUUCAAGCAUUCCAGUUUCAAAACUUCCUACACUAAAUAACAGUUCCUUAUUGAUCUUACUUCUGAGGGUGAGGGAGUGUGGUACAGUAAUCUUCAACUAUGAACAGGAGAUAAAAGUUGUUGACCUUUUGUUCUGGCCUGCAAAGACUGAGGUAAUACAAGUGACAAGAGUCAGUACGGUUCACUCCCUGCAUAAAAAGGCAACAACGUGUCUGUGUGUGUGUAUAUAUAUAUAUAUAUACUUGAAAUACUGGCAUUAGGGAAAUUACGAGAUUUUUAUUCUUCAAAUGCUUCUUAAAUUCAUCUGUUAAUUUAAUUUCUGUAUUCAUCACUCUCUCACCCUCUUAGAUGUCUGCUUGCUGAAGGAGCCAUAGAGUGUAGUCCAAAGGAUCUGUUGAUCUGAUUUGAUCUGAAUCAGGAUUGUUAUAGUCCUGAGACUGCUAGGAGCUUGAGGGGGA